AUGACAGCUACGAUUUCUCCUUCAAGUCGGGCCGACGAGUUAGAGCUCGUUCUCGAAUCAUUAACUAAAACAUUUGUCGAGUACGUUAGAGUGGCAGAUUCGCCUUCAGGGACUAUUGGAAGUUCAGCCGAUCCUAAGGCUUUAGCAACCUCUGUUAAUAUUUCUAUCCCAGAAGAAGGCCAAGGAAUCGAAGGUUUGCUGAAAAAUGUUGACACUGUUCUGGAUAACUCUGUAGUUACUUGGCACAAUGGAUUUUUGGACAAACUGUAUGCCUCGAACAAUUCCGUGGGGGUAGCAGGCGACCUUCUUCUGUCGAUGCUCAAUACAAAUGUUCAUGUAUUCACGGUCUCGCCAGCACUGACAUUGAUAGAAAAGAGGACCGGUCAUGAGUAUGCCAAGCUUUUUGGUUUUACAGGAUCACGGUCUGGUGGACUGACCUUCCCCGGUGGUUCAUACUCGAAUAUCCACAGUCUUCACAUUGCACGAAGUAUUCUCUUCCCAGAUACCAAAACUGAAGGAAAUGGCAACCACAAGUUCGCUGUAUAUGCCAGUAACCACUGUCAUUACAGUGUUGAGAAAGCAGCUAUUCUCUGUGGCCUCGGUAGUAGAUCUCUUUUUAAAGUCAACACUCGCCCUGAUGGUACAAUGGAUACAGAUCACCUUGAACAGCUCAUCCAAAAAACAAUUCAAGAUGGGUAUACCCCUCUAUAUAUUAAUGGUACUGCAGGAACUACUGUAUAUGGAUCUUUUGACGACUUUAAUGCGAUUGCAGAUAUUUCAGAAAAGUAUAAGACAUGGUUUCAUAUUGAUGGAUCCUGGGGUGGUAAUGUCAUUUUCUCAUCUAAGCAGAACUACAAGCUGAAGGGAUCACACCGUGCAAACAGUAUCACAGUAAAUCCACAUAAAAUGCUGGGUGUUCCUUGUACUUGUUCAUUCUUACUGGUUCCUGACGAGGCUACAUUUCAACAGGCAAACUCUCUGCAAGCACCAUAUCUCUUCCACAAUAGCCAUGAUGGUGAUGAUAACUUUGACUUGGCUGAUGGCACCAUGGGCUGUGGUCGUCGUUCAGAUGCUCUUAAGAUGUAUCUUGCCUGGAACUGGUAUGGUACAAAGGGAUUUGGCGAACGUAUCGACCAUUCCUUUAGUGUCACCGAGUACCUUGCUCGCAAGGUCCAUGAAUCUGAUAAGUUUACUUUGAUCUCGGAUCUCCCUCCUCCAUGUCUUCAAACAUGUUUCUAUUUCAACCAUCCAUCAACUCAGUUCAAAUCCAUCUCAGAAAAAGCUGAAGAAAACUCGAACCACACUCGCCAAAUAGUGAGCCAACUUUUCAAGCGAGGAAAAUUUUUAGUCGAUUAUUCACCACACUCAAGUGGAACAGGAGAGUUUUUCCGUGUAGUGGUUAAUUCCCCCAAGUAA
Molecule: messenger RNA, 1416 nt
Organism: Sugiyamaella lignohabitans
Lineage: Eukaryota; Fungi; Ascomycota; Dipodascomycetes; Dipodascales; Trichomonascaceae
Gene: GAD2
Product: glutamate decarboxylase
Exons: 1
Coding region: 1-1416 (471 amino acids)
Biological process (GO): carboxylic acid metabolic process
Cellular component (GO): cytoplasm
Molecular function (GO): carboxy-lyase activity; pyridoxal phosphate binding
Source: RefSeq, a predicted model, not a curated record